AUGAAACCGCCACAGUUUCAUGAGGGAUUGAAUAUGUUGAAGGCUAAAACAUGGGUCCUUGGCAUAGAAAAGCUGUUUGAAGUGUUUCCUUGUCUAGAAACACAGAAAGUGAUGCUAGCCACUUUCAUAUUACAAGACGAAGCAAGGAGGUGGUGGAUGUUGAUUUGGGAGGAUAAUAAAAAUAUAGGCUGGGCACAAUUUUUGAAACUUUUCUACGACAAAUACUUUCCGCAAUGUGUUUGUGAUAGGAAAGUAUCAAAGUUCAUGGAAAUGAAGCAAAAUAGCAUGACAGUAGCCGAGUACGAGGCCAAGUUUACUGAAUGGGCUAGAUUUGCACCACACGUGGUCGAUACCGACUAUAAGAAAACAAGACAUUUUGAGGGAGGUCUUCGGGAUGAUAUCUUAGACAAAGUGAAUGUACUCAAGCUGGAAACCUAUAUCGAAGUGUUAGAUCGGGCCAUAAUAUUAGAAGCUAAUAUAGCCAUAUAG
Molecule: messenger RNA, 489 nt
Organism: Camellia sinensis
Lineage: Eukaryota; Viridiplantae; Streptophyta; Magnoliopsida; Ericales; Theaceae
Source: RefSeq, a predicted model, not a curated record